AUGAAAAUCGACUUUGCGCUUUUUUCCGUCGCUGCCGCGAGCCAUUUUCGAGCCAUUGGUUUCGAGUAUGAAUAUGUUCCAGCAGUAAGAGGGAACCCUGUCGAUCCUAACUCAGGAUCUCCCGCGAAGAUGGUCGUCACUCGAUCAAUCGGGUGGCGCCGUGGUCCUAACGCUGAUGGCUACACAAACAUGUGCCAGGUGGCAGAUAUAGACACGAACGAAUCCACUGGUAAGCAGGUCCUCGAGAGCAUCACAGGACCAGGCUUAGACGAGUCUUUUUGGUCAUAUUACACCGUAACCAACAUCGAGAUGGAUCCAUCAGUCGACGUCAACUCUCACUGGUGCUUUGGAAGGAAAACUUUCGAGUUUGAGCUACCGGCCGGAACCACGCGAUUCGACCACAGAGGCGAUGGCUGCUGUACGAUCCCCUUCUCGCUCAAUGACGGCACUACGAUCGGUCAAGGAAGCUACGGAUACAAGUCGAUCGUUGAAAAUCCACGAAACAGCUCACCACACUUCUUCUCGAGAGCAAUCUGGGUCGUUGCGAAGGGAUGCGAGGAACAACACUUCAGCUACUUCGGCAACGAGCCAGGACAAGUCAUCCCCGAUGUAGAUCCGGAGAACGAUCGCAUCCGCUGUAGAUGGGCGACAAGUGCUGAUGGAGUUGGUCGCUUCACGUAUGAUGAAGCGUCCAUGAAUGCUUUCGAGCUUGACGAAGACACAUGCAUUGUCACUUAUCGACCAGAACACGAUACUGGCGGCCCAGGAAACAAACCGAUCGCUAUUAUGAUCGAGGAUCGAGACAGAGCAACUAAUGAUUUACAACAUGCCGUUCCGUCAAUUUUCAUCGCGGUAACCUUCGAACCCAACUUAGAAGAUGACAGAAGUUCUGGCAAAAAAUUGUAUGCAGGACUCAUCCCAGAGGACGAUGACGAUGAUCAUUAUCGACGUCGACGAUCCUUUACUGAACAAGCCUACUGCGACGGUAUGCCACGAAUCGAGGUUCGAGAAGACCUCAGCGAACAGAACAGUCUCCACUUCGAAUGGCAAGGAAAGUACGGGCCCUCCAUCUUUAGAGAGCGACGAGACACUGAGUCAUCAAAUGUGAUCACUAUCCCUUGGUCCGCUUCCUACAAAGUCGGCGAUGAGACGUUCUUCGAUGUCCCUCGAUUCCAGUUCAGCAAUCCCUCCGGCAUGACCUGUGCUGAAUUCGACGAAGACGGCGAGACAACCUGCACGUGGGUGCCGACCGCCGAGCAAGCGAUCAAAGGCCAUCACUCUCAUUGCGCAGAAAUCUUCGAUCCCUACGGUCGACCAUCCAACCGCAUUUGCAUCAACAUCAUCUUCGAUCUUCCCGACUGCCCAGCUGGCUUCAGACUUGUCGCUGACGGUGAUUCGAUUGAUUGUCAAGACAUCGACGAGUGCAAGGUCUCAACCACUUGCGGCGCCAAUGAGUCUUGCAAAAACACCGCUGGUGGCUUCGAGUGCAGCUGCCGUCCUGGCUUCAUCGAAGGCGACGAUGGAGAAUGCGUCUUUGCCGACAAUGCGGAGCUUACGCUGCAGCAGUGGGUUGACAUGACCUCCGAUGUGCUUGUUGGUCACGGGCGUGCCGGAAAAUUCACCAAUAGGGUUGAAAAACUCUUUAGAAAUGCAUUUUAUAACCUUAAGGAGGAUUGCAAGACUCCCUUCAACGCUGAAAAAUAUGGCGGGAGCGAUUUCUUCGAUUGGAGCGCAGCUCACUCUCGAUCCGAUUUCUACUGCGCGCAGACCACUCAAGUCAAAGAAGGAUUCCAGGCUUUCAUCGACAACUACUCCUGCACAGAUGGCAUGAAUUCCCGACAAGUCCACCGAGUCACCAAAUUCCUUGAAAAACUCACCAAUCCCUACUGCUAA
This is a messenger RNA of Oikopleura dioica, 1893 nucleotides long. Lineage: Eukaryota; Metazoa; Chordata; Appendicularia; Copelata; Oikopleuridae. The record is from the annotation of a GenBank genome assembly.